GUAUUAAGUAAUAAUGAAACAGUUGCAAUGGUGCCUGGUGCAAAUCGAAGCUUUUGAUGAAAUUUAAGAAAAAUUUAAAACUUAUUCAAAGCCUUCACGCCACCCGGUAGGCAGCUGCAAAAUGCAGGCGAAAUCAAGCAGCAAGAAAAUGCACACGGAAACCAAAAGCGAACAGAAAUGCAUAGUAGAAGCCAAGGGGAUAGUGCAGAAAUAUAUACAUAUGUUUGUAUGUAUGUAAAAACGUAGAAAACAAGGCAAAAUAAAGGAAGGAAAACCAAGCAGCCAGACAAAACCACAGCCACUAAAGAUACCGAAAAGUAAUGGAACUAAUUGCUCAACGAAAGGCGGCCAGCCUAUCAGUCAAAAGCCCAUUGUUCCCAACGAAAGUGAAAAUGAAAAUGCCAAUGCCAAGCUCAAAGCCAACUAGCUGCAAUAAUAAUUGGAGCACCUGCAACUUGCAACCAGCAACUGGCAACUAGCAACUUGCAACAAGCAAGUGGCAACUACUAUGUAGUAUAUAAAAGCAAGUGCUUUGCGCGCAGGCGCCGACAGUUGAAAUUCGCCAGCAGCCACAAAACAGCGAGCUCCUAAAUUCGAAAAUCUGCAUUCAACAGUUGCUGAAAUAUUCAAAUUGCGCGGUGGGAAUAUCGAAGUUUGUUGGCCAACAUGAGGAAGCAUUGCAUCAAUUGGAUUUGGAUGUUUUUGCUGCUGGAGCUGAUUUUGAUCAGAGCCGAACAGCAGGCAGAGGAUCACAGAAUUCAGCGCCGUUUCAUGUGGCAAGAGAUGAAUAACUCCGUGAUGGGUGGCGUGCUGGGACGGAUGUUCAACGGAGCCCGGGCGAUGAAGUCGAUGCUCACGGAUCUCAUGCCGAGCACGGCGGGAUAUGGCCAAAAAAUCAAUAUGGACUUACUGCCGACAGAGAUGACGCGAGUGAAGUACAUUAUUCGCAAUCCACAAACCAACAAGCCGAUGAAGAUCAUCAAGAUGCGACCGUCGCCAAAGAAGGUGAUUAAGCUGAGGAGACCCCUACCUAAGCCCACUAUCACCGAGUCCUCGGUGAUGAUCUCGCACGGAGUCCAUAAGGAUCAUCGGAUGAGGCAGUUGGAAAAGGAGCAAGAACUCAUAGCUGAGGGCAAGGCACCGAUGACCAGCGAUGAGGCAAUAAUGGAGAAGUACUUCAAGAAGCGUCCACGAGGCGGUUCCUCCAACGAGGUCGUCUCUGGCAAGAUUAUGGAGUACCAGAGCUGGAAACCCGUAUACAAGGCAGGUGAAACACCAUCAACGUUCGUGACUUUAAGACCACAAGCCCUGACACAUUUGCACACGGAUAUAUCCAGUGGGGAUCAUGAAAUGUUGCCAAAGCCCGAGAAGCUGGUGAGCUACGAGUACGAAAGGGAGGAGGAUGACGAGGCGGAGAACGAGGUGGCCAAGCAAAUGGGUCACCGCUACGAGGUCACCGAGCAUACAGGUGAAGCCAGUGGCGAGGUGGAAACGGUCGAAACAGUGGCCUCCAUGGAGAGCGGGUUUGUGCCCAGUCAGGGAAUGACGUUCAGGUCUCCACCACCAGCACAGCAUGCUCCAAGGCCCAGACAUCGAACUCCGUCCAGUACCACAAGUACCACCACAACCACAACAGAGGCACCCAACUAUCCCGCCUCGUUCCUGAAGAAAUACCGCGAACGAGAGGCCACCACCACCCGCAGACCCCGGAAGCACCACAACAAGGAGGCCUAUCUGAUCCACGAGGGCGAGGACAGCUCGGAGGGCAGUACCACACCGCCGAGCUUUGCGAUGAGCAGUUUGAGGGCUCGCCUCCAGGAUCAGCAGCGCCACCAGAAACACCAGCACAAGCAGCAGCUGGAGGAGGAGGAGCUGGAGGCCGCCCUCGUGGAUGCCAUGCAUGGCGAGAAGUGGCCAGCGGAGGUGGCCCACAGCGGCUUCCAGCUGGCCAGUCCCAUUGGACCCAGUGCCGUGGCAUUUGAGCAACCUGUGGCCAAGGCGCCAAGGGGCCAAUACAAGCGCCAGACGCGCGACAAUAUCCGGCAACGUGGAUCAAUCAAGUUUGGCGACAAACCCAACUACGAUGAAGCCUGAGGAAGCGGGCAAAGUCACCAGUUAGCAACCAAAGAGCCAAAGGCUGCAGCUGAGCUACAUGAGUUUUAAAUAAAUGUAGUAGUUUUUUAUGCAACAUACGGUGACAAAUGUACGAAACUUCCCAAUCUACCAUGAAUGACCCUUUUGGCUUUAAUUUAAUUUAUGUCAAAGCAAACAUUUUAUUCAGUACAAAUAUGUACAAGUCAAAAUUG
Molecule: messenger RNA, 2306 nt
Organism: Drosophila teissieri
Lineage: Eukaryota; Metazoa; Arthropoda; Insecta; Diptera; Drosophilidae
Exons: 3
Coding region: 667-2094 (475 amino acids)
Source: RefSeq, a predicted model, not a curated record